Molecule: messenger RNA, 2302 nt
Organism: Hypoxylon fragiforme
Lineage: Eukaryota; Fungi; Ascomycota; Sordariomycetes; Xylariales; Hypoxylaceae
Product: P-loop containing nucleoside triphosphate hydrolase protein
Exons: 6
Coding region: 345-1601 (418 amino acids)
Biological process (GO): DNA repair; meiotic DNA recombinase assembly; reciprocal meiotic recombination
Cellular component (GO): Rad51C-XRCC3 complex; Rad51B-Rad51C-Rad51D-XRCC2 complex; replication fork
Molecular function (GO): ATP hydrolysis activity; four-way junction DNA binding; crossover junction DNA endonuclease activity
Source: RefSeq, a predicted model, not a curated record
GCUCAACCCUACCGAAAUUGGAGAUAAACCCCAACCUGGGAACCCCAAACUGGAACCUUGACCUAGAAACCUAAUGUUAACCUAGAAAACCUUGCCCUAUUGAACUACAUGCUAUGAGCUCUACGUGCCUAAGGUUGGAUUUGAGUUUUUUUGGAUUUGGAUUUUGGAGCUUGUAACAGAACAAAUUGAUUUCAAUUCGUCAAUCUGAUUAGGCCAUCUCCAACUUUAUCUCCUACAACAACUACGACUAUUACUCUCACUAUCACUAUCACUAUUGCUACCUAGAGCACACGUACAUCCCAUGAAUUGCCACCUAGCCUAAUAGAGGUCCUUCGGCUUCCAUUAUGGACCACCACUCCAUCCUUGGCCAAGAUAUAUCGAGCUUCGAUCUGACUUCAACCCAUCGACUACCUACCGUUUCGGCAGCACAGGCCCUGGAUGAUCUUGGAACUAACCCUCAGCGGUUUAUUUCGACGAGUCUCCCGCUUUUUGAUCGAGCCCUCAAUUAUGUCAUUGGUGAGCCUAGUAGUGCCUCACCUUGUCCUGGUGGCUUGCAGAAGGGCCAGGUAGUGGAGGUCUGGGGCCCACCAGGGUCCGGGAAAACUGCUUUUGGGAUUCAACUUGCUGCAAACACCCUCCGCCGGGGCGGUGAAAAGGUGAUCUGGGUAGAUGGGUUCCAUCCGGUCUCGCCUACCAGGUUACGUGAAGUAAUCACAUCAUCCCGAUAUAAGUCGUCACAAUCUGAUGUGACGCCUUCGAUCACGGGCCAGACAGAUAACUUGCUCCAUUUCCGAGCACCAACUCUGGCGCAUCUCAUCGGACUCCUCUGCAAACCUACCUCAACGGCGAUACCCGCCGAGACAUCUCUCAUCGUAAUAGAUACCUUAUCCAGUCUGGUGAAUCAUGCCUUUCCCAAGAGCUUCGAGACCAGGAAGACCCAGAAAGGACCAGGGCCUUCGGCUAAAAGAUUACACAUCCUGCAGUUUUUGAUUUCGACCCUCCAGAAGCUUGCUGCUACCAAGGACCUUUGUGUUGUCAUUUUGUCUCAGUGCGCUACCAGGAUGCAAUUUGAACAUGGCGCUACGCUUACUCCUGCCAUUAAUGCUGGCACGUGGGAGCAAGGAAUUUCUACUCGCCUGGUUCUCUUUAGGGAUUGGGCUAUGAAGAGUGAUUCCGAGCACAAUGUUCAUUUUAUUGGCAUACAGAAAUUGAAUGGCAAGUCAAGUCCAGGGGGCAUUGGUCAAGUCUUCGCUUUCGAUGUCCAAAACGAUGGACUCGUUAGCGUUGACCAAGAUGGAGAUGCAUAUUUGGCUCUAUCGCCAGGCUCCCAUCUUAAGCGAAAGCUGAGUCAAACAGAUUUUGAAGUCCCUGAUAGUGAAGGCGAAGACUAUGGCUGGGAAGACGAUGAUGAGCUAGAGAUGCCGAGAUUGCCGCCGCAGUGGCAAGGCAGUGAGGAUAUCCUUCUCGGCCAGAUAGAAGAUGACGAAACCCACAUUGAUUCGGAUUUAGGAGAUCAAUUGCCUUUACUAGAGGAGACUACAGAUUUGGCUAUUGCUGGGGAUGCUGGGGAUGCCUCUAGUGUAGAUGAUACCGAUUACUGAUGUCUACGGGACCCCUAAUUCAUAGUGCAAGGGGUUAGUCUAAUUUGGUAUAUCAAUGUGAGGCGCUCGGUUCACGAUAGGACUCCAUUAUAAAAAAAACAUCAACUGGCUUUUUUUUUUUCUUUGGUUCCACUGGGGGCUCAACCCAUCCAGCAAAAGGGGGGCCAUUAAAACCGGCCAAAUGUCGGCGGCUUCCUUAAUGUUUCUAGCCUCAAGGGGUCGGCGGUCGCCACUCCACACUUCGGUCCUUCGCGGCCAAUUUUUCUUAUUGAGCAGGUAUGCCUCAAUGAUGCCUUCGGAGAAACCGGGGUUCACGAUUACUGUUUUUUUUCAACGAGAAAACGGUGAGAGUGAAAAAAAAAAGUACACGCCAUGGAUUGGAUCGGAUCGCCUUUAAAUUUUUUUUCUUUCCAAAACAUGGCAAUGUCCUAAAUAUUCCCAUAGUGGAACUGAAGGGAUUUUGCACAAUACGUUACUUCCACGCAUGUUGCAUGAUUAUCUCAACGUCUGUCUGUAUGUAGUUAUCAAUGCAUGGGUUUUCUUGUUCUGGUUCUGGCUGAUAAGGACACACCCCUUGUCGCCGACUACCUACACUGAAGGUACUGAUAUGACUAUAGUUAUUUCAUAUAACUAGGUACGUACGUACUAUAGAGUGUGUAAGUACGAUGUAGGCUGUUAGGUAUGUAAGUAGUUAUGUCAGU